Messenger RNA from Solea senegalensis (Senegalese sole), 5804 nucleotides. RefSeq names its product tensin-3-like. The transcript has 27 exons. The record is from RefSeq and is a predicted model, not a curated record. Gene Ontology annotation, biological process: dephosphorylation. Gene Ontology annotation, molecular function: phosphatase activity; protein binding. NCBI's taxonomy places the organism in Eukaryota, Metazoa, Chordata, Actinopteri, Pleuronectiformes, Soleidae. Bases 483 to 4634 code for a protein of 1383 amino acids.
GCGCAGUGGGAGGAGGACUAUCCCGUGCCAGGACUUGUGGCGGCGGCUGCAGCGGCACCUUGGACCAGAGGAAGUGUUUUGGGGGGCUGAGCAACAGCAGCAACAGGAGAAGGAAAAGUAACAGCAGCAGCAGUUCAGGCCAGGAAGAACUUCCAGAUUAACAUCAUUGGGAAACCAGAGAAAAACGCGAGGAGAGAGAACCGAGUUCAUCUGGGACAAAGUGAGCCAAAAAAACCGCGCUGGUAGUGAUCAGACUUGAGAGCGCAUUCCAGCAGAGGAAAAUGAGCCCAGUGUGUUGUGAGCCUGUGUGAAGGCUCUUUGACUCAGAACAGGACUACACUCCACUCCCUCCUGCAGCAGCAGCAGCAGCUAAGGCAGCAGCUCGGACUCUCAAAGGGAAUAACAGAGAAGAAGAAGAGAAGAGAAGAGAAAAAUCUCAGGAGUUACUCACAUCUUGGAAAAGGAAGUCCCAAAACGUGGAGAUGGAGGAAGGUUAUGAGCUAGACCUCACAUAUAUCACGGAACGUAUCAUUGCCGUGUCCUUCCCCCAAGGGUGCACAGAGGAGAUCUACUCACACAACCUGAAGGAUGUCACGCGAAUGCUCAAGUCCAAGCAUGCCGAUAAUUACCUGAUUAUCAACCUCUCAGAGAGAAGACAUGAUCUCUCGAAAAUGAACCCUAAGACCCUGGAUACGGGUUGGCCUGACCUGCAUGCUCCACCUCUGGAUAAGAUCUGCACCAUUUGUAAGGCCAUGGAGAGCUGGCUCAACGCUGACCCUUUACACGUGGUGGUUAUACACUGCAGGGGCGGCAAGGGUCGAAUCGGCGUCGUGAUUUCAUCCUUUGUACAUUUUACUGACGUCUCAGCCAGUGCUGAUCAGGCGUUGGACCGCUUCGCCAUGAGGAAAUACUACGAUGAUAAGGUCUCAGCUCUGAUGACACCCUCGCAGAAACGGUAUGUUUGGAUCCUGAACAGUCUCCUAAGUGGAUCAAUGAAGAUCAACGCCUCGCCUCUCUUCCUCCACUGUCUCAUCCUCCAUGGGAUCCCAAACUUCGAAGGCACAGGAGUGUGUCGGCCAUACAUCAGGGUCUACCAGGGAAUGCAGGCAGUGUAUUCAUCUGGAAUCUAUCAUAUUGGUCCAGGCCACAGAGACCGCGUGUGCAUCACACUGGAGCCGGCCCAGCUCCUCAAAGGGGACAUCAUGAUUAAAUGCUAUCACAAAAGCGACAUCACUCCGGAGCGUGACGUUAUUUUCCGGCUACAGUUCCACACGGGAGCAGUGCAGGGCUAUAACCUGAUGUUUGAAAAAGAGGACAUGGAGACUGCCAGCAAAGAUCCCCGAUUUCCAGAUUUUGGUAAAGUGGAACUGGUGUUCUCCGAGGGACCAGAGAGAAUCCCAGGAGCAGACAGAUGGCAGAAUGGCGCAGAUGUCACUGUGGACUACAACACAGCAGAUCCUCUAACUCGCUGGGACUCCUAUCAGAAUAUCUGCGACGGUGAAGCACCGCGCUCUCAAGGCCUAACCCAGGACAAAGCAACUAACAAGAGGAGCCCCAGCAGAGGAGAGGCAACACUGGCCCGCGGGGCCCGCUCAACCUCCACCACCUCCAGCCCUGACCACAGCGACCACGCCCUCUCGGUCAGCAGUGACUCGGGCCUGUCCAGCACUUCCUUGUGGGCAGACAGACCCACACCUGUCACCACAGCUACUACCAUCAAGGCUAACCAAGGCCCCAGUGAGCAGGAGAAGGUCCAGUUGAAGCGCCUUCUAAGUGGCUUUGGUCUUGAGGAGCCCUCACUGGAGGAGAUGAAUGAGCAAGGCCCUAGGGUGGGCAUCCAACAGAUAAUCCCCGCCCAAGUGCACAUCAACGGAGACCCCCGUCCUGGAGAGAGGGAAACGGACAUCCUGGAUGAUGAGGUUAUAACAGGUCAUGAUCUACACAGUGUGGAUAGCUUGGGGACCUUAUCAUCGUCCUGCCACAAGAGCAGCCAGAACUCCCUGCUGUCAGAUGGCUUUGGAUGUCCUGGAGGAGAGGAGCAGCAGCAAAGCCAAAGCCAGCAUCACCUCCACCAUCCUGCUCCCCCUCCCAUGGAGGAAUAUGACAGAGGAUAUGCUGAGGCUGGUAGGGGCUGUCUGAGCUCCCGAAGCAACUCUGUGGCCUCCUCCAAUCCCAGUAGUGUCCCCAUGCCCAAGCAGCAUGUCUACAGACAGGGAAGCUAUUCCACACAGUCCUGGGUUCGCCAGCAGCAGAUGGUUGCUGCACAACAGUUUAUCUACAUGCCAGAUGAAGGAACCAAUACGGAAAGAUACCCGAGAAACACGCAGGAGAGCAGUUCUUCGAAAGCGAUCCUGCCCACUGAACUGCAGAGCUCUACCAGAGACACAGCAGUAGAUUCUUUGAGAGACAUGGCAACGCAUAAGGAAGAGACAACGAAAAACAACAACAACAACAACAACAAUCAGGAUGACGAGUUCAAAUCUUUAACCAAGGACAUCGACAACUCCAUUGAUCAGCUUAACCAGCUGAUCAUGGACCUGGAUCCCACAUUCGUGCCGGUAUCGAGCCGCAGCAGCUCCGUUAAGAGGAACGGCAGCGCAUGUGUCAACGGCUCAGUCGGCAAAUGCUCAAACGGCAUCGGCGACACUAAUGCAGCAACCCUGACAAACACACAGCAGACAGGUGUUCAGUCCAGUGAGGUGCAAGCGGGUGUCACGCGGAGUUUGAGUCGCCAAGGAAGUGACGUCACGGAUCAGUCGGGCUUCUGUAGUUCAGGGUGGCGUGGGACAGAGGACUACAGGGGCCAGAGGACAUAUUCACCCUGUUUGCCACAGUCCCAGACUCGUGUGUUGUACAGGAGUGACAGUGCUGACGUCAGGGCCCAGGGCCCAGAUAUGGACAACAGAGUCGAUGCCGGAAGUGCCAUGGCUCCACCCACUCCUGCCUUCCCCAUCUCUCCACCUACACCAUAUGUGAAAAAUAUGUCAGAAUUCAAUCUCCUCAGACAAACGCCGUCUCCUAGCCUGCAGUCGUAUGGAGGCUACAGACAAGACCAUGAACCCCGGGAAUAUUCAGAGAUGAUUGGCCAUGUUGGAGUUGAAAGUUUGCCAGACUCCUCCAUCAGCUGCCACAGAAUGCUAAAUACAACCCACUCUGCCUCUAUGGUUGGGACCCUUCAACAGACAGACAGCUCAUGCAUUAACCAGUCCUGGCCCGAGCAUCCUGUCCUGACCCGCCACUCCUCCCUAAGCAGCUACAACUCAUCCAGACAACCAGUGCAGCACUCCAUGUCACUUGACUACGGCCACCAUUCCCCUCCACUGCACCAUCCCCUCAUUCACCCUGUGCCCAACGCCCACAGCUCUCCCCGAAGCAGUCAGCGAAGCCGCAUGGCUCGCUACCCUCUCACCCACAAUCAAGGUCAAAGCUUCGAAGAGCAGGAUGACUCUGGUGUCGGGUACGGCACGGACUGCCCAAACUCCGGCUUGCCUUUGCUGGGAAACGGAGGCAUGGACAGGGAUAUUUUGACAUCCCUGGAUGGGCAGAAUCAGUCACAGAUAUCCCAGAUGCUGCCCCCACUUCUGCCUGAAAAGAAGAGGACGUCAGAUGGGGAGCAUUCGUUGGGCACGGCCUCUCCGGCCCUCAGUGGGUUCUCAAGUCCCCACAGUGGGAGCUCUGUCAGUAUUCCUUUCCCUAAUGUUUUGCCUGACCUGUCAUCUCAGACCCCGCGCACAGCCUCGCCACUGCCAGAUGUACUAGCCAACAAGCAGUUGACUGUAAAAUUUGUCCAGGACACUUCAAAAUUCUGGUAUAAGCCAGACAUCUCAAGGGAUCAAGCCAUUUUAGUCUUGAAGGACAAGGAGCCUGGCUGCUUCAUCGUGAGGGACAGCCACUCCUUCAGAGGAGCCUAUGGAUUGGCAAUGAAAGUGGCCACACCCCCACCCUCUGUUCUCCAACAGUCUAAGAAAGGGGGUGAUAUGUCCAAUGAGCUAGUACGCCACUUUCUGAUUGAGUGUACGCAGAAGGGAGUUCGAUUGAAGGGGUGCCCCAAUGAGCCCUAUUUUGGAAGUUUAACUGCAUUGGUCUGCCAACACUCUAUCACUCCCCUGGCGUUGCCCUGCAAACUCAUUAUACCUGACAGAGAUCCCCUUGAAGAUGUUGUGGAAAAUAAUUCACAAACGGUCAUGAACUCUGCCGCUGAGCUGCUGAAACAGGGCGCAGCCUGUAACGUGUGGUUCUUGGGAUCAGUGGAGAUGGAGUCCCUGACAGGCGUCCAGGCCGUGCAGAAGGCCACGAGUAUGACACUGAGCUCCAACCCUCCACCAACGUCCACUGUGGUCCAUUUCAAAGUUUCCUCCCAGGGAAUCACCCUCACUGACAACCAGAGGAAGCUCUUCUUCAGGAGGCAUUACAAUGUCAAUACGGUCAUAUUCUGUGCGUUGGACCCUCAAGACAGAAAGUGGAAGAAAGAUGGCUGCCCCUCUGCAAAGAUCUUUGGCUUCGUGGCGAGGAAGAGCGGCACUUCCAUGGACAACAUUUGUCACCUGUUUGCCGAGCACGAUCCCGAGCAGCCCGCAAGCGCCAUCGUCAACUUUGUCUCUAAGGUGAUGAUCAGUUCACACAAGAUUAAGUAGAGAGUCGGCGGAUCGCAGGCUGAGAGCACGAACAACAAAUAAAUGCUGAGCAAAGACUGAACAAGGGACACGAUGUUUGGACCGAAGAUGAUGACGUGAACAUUAACCCUGGAUGAUAACUGGAUAUUAUACUUACACUGUUAUCACUUACCAGCAUUAUGGCAUUAUCCUUUUAAGGUAAAAAAAUCUAAAUGAACUGUAAAUUAGCCAAAUAAGUUAGAUAACGUCAAAAUCACAUGAAAUACAGUAUGUUAUAAUUUUCUACUGAUCUGAUGAACUGUAACGUCUCAUACAGCAAGAUAUACUUUUCAUUUCCAUCAUAUUUUAAGUACAUACGUAAAAGCUGCUUUUCUUAGUCAUGUAUAUAAUUUUUUUUUGUAUGGACAAAUCAAGAAAAUCCUUUGUUUGCAUGUUACUGUUUUUCUUACCCAAAAAAAAACUUCAUUUAAGCUAUUUACAUUCUGUAAAGUUGUAGUCAUUAAAUCUCAUUUGUAUAGCAUGCAACAUUUAGUCUCGGGGGUUAAAAUGUGCAGAGGAAGUAUAUCAAAAUGUUGUGUUUGGACUUUAUAAACGUAUUUUAUCUAUGCAAUUAUUAUUUUGUUGUUGAAACCAAGGCCUUCUGUACAUGUGCAGCAUGUACAUGGCGUCUCUGAAGUUGUUGAAUUGUUUUCUUCGAUGUUUGUUUAUAUGAAAACUCAUCAAAGCUGCCAGUUUAUGUGUGUGUGUGUGUGUGUGUGUGUGUGUGCGUGCGCGUGAGUGAACCAUAGAAACAUAUUUUAUUGCUAAUAUAUAUUGACAGAAGUUGGUUUAAAUACACAGCAGUACUUUGUGUACAAGAUUCCGCUCACAUCUGCCAAAUUGUAUUAAAAAAAAUAACGUGUACUAAAGUAACUCAGUGUCAUAAAUACUGACCGUCAGUAAAAGCAAGAUGAAAGAAAGCGGCCCCGUGUUAGAGUUGCGCACAUUAAGUAUUUGACAUAUUCAGUCAGUCAUCUGUCAAUGACGUAUACAAAUGACGCUGUACUUUCUCUGCGAGAAAGACACAAACGUUUAAUGACCCAUUGAAUUUCUAUUGUAUAUGAGACGAUGACAAAAAAACGCAUUCCUUUUUAGGCAGCCAUUUUACCCAGAGGGGGACCUUUCACCACAAUAAAGCUCUGUUUAUAUUCA